AUGGCCCGUGGAGGUCGAAAAUGUAAGCGCACUGCCAAUGGAUUGAGAGAUGAACCAAUUGAGCAACCUCCCUCAUGUCAUGAAACAAGGCAGCAGCCUCCACUUGGAACAAGCCAUGAAAAUGUAAUUGAACAAGUUCAAGGAGAAGCUGCUCGGGCACCUCAAUCUCCAAUCCAGAAUUCUACAUUGGGAAUAAUGCAUGAAUCAGGUGACCAAGUUACUCAACAAGCUGAUGGAGGAAAAGAAACUACAAAUGAUUCAAGUGAAGUACAUCAGAAAACCCGAGGCCCUACAUUUAUGAAAGAAAUUUGGGGUCGGCCUAAGGACUUUCCACGGAUUGAGAUUAAACUCGAUGACAAUGGGAUCCCAAUAAGUGAGAAAACCUCUUUUUCUGAAUUCUUGGGCAGUUUGGCUAGGAAUGGUAUGUAUUGUCCAAUAGAUGUUGAAAGUUGGCUUAAGAUGCCAAGGAAACUUAAAAUGGACAUGUUAGAAGUGAUAAAGGAAAGGUUUGCUUUGCCUAUGGGACUAGAAGCUUGGACCUUAAGAUCUAUUGGCAAAAAAUGGAGAAGCUGGAAGGCAGAUUUAAAGGCUACAUAUUUUGAUCCUGCCGUGCCAAAUGCUGAAGCUCGGUUUCAAAAGGACAUAAGGGUACGGGAAGAGCAAUGGAUCAAACUUUGGGUUUAUUGGAAAAGUGAAGAAGCAAAGGUCAAACAGUUGGGAAGACCUCCUACUAGAGUAGAAAUGUUCAAUAAGUUUUAUACCCAUGCCGAUGGAACUCCAUCAAGUAUCAUAGUUGCUGAGAAUUUGAAAAAAAUGAAUGAGCUGAAAAAUCAGCUUCCAUCGGAGUCGCAAGAUCCAGUUGGUCGCAAUGAUAUAUUUGCCCAGGUGGUUGGGCAAGACAAACAUGGUCAUGUUCGCUUGUUUAGUGACGGUGUGAAUCCAACGGACUUAUGGGAAGACAUUCCUAGUCAUAACACAUGUUACCGUAUAAGUGUUCAACAACAGUCAACAUUGGUCCGUUUGGAGGAAAGGCUUCAGCGACAAGAUGAUGAAAUAGCCAGCUUGAAGAAAAUGGUUUUAGUUCAACAUGGAAGGGGCUCUCCAAUUGACAGCCCGAGACAUCCUUCAUCAUCAUCUAACAAUGUGUCAAGCCAAACUCCAUCGCGAGCCACGCGACCUAUUCGAGUAGGGAAUAUGGUUUCACUAAAAAGUUUGUUUGACCCAACAAAAAUCGUGGCAAAGGGAUAUUUACGGAGUCUGAAUCCAUUGGAUGAGGUCGGGGGACAAGCUCUUGGGCCAAACUGGUGUGAAAUACAGAUACAAGUUGCAAUGAGUCCACAUGAGCAAUUGAUUAGACCGUAUGAUUUGCAGCAAACAAUUCAAGAUGCACUUGGUGCACCAGUUGCUUGGCCUUGUCAUUUGGUGGAAACAGCUGAAGAAUGA
Messenger RNA from Coffea eugenioides, 1443 nucleotides. RefSeq lists its product as uncharacterized. Lineage: Eukaryota; Viridiplantae; Streptophyta; Magnoliopsida; Gentianales; Rubiaceae. The transcript is spliced from 7 exons. Bases 1 to 1443 code for a protein of 480 amino acids. The record is from RefSeq and is a predicted model, not a curated record.